Messenger RNA from Myotis myotis, 2859 nucleotides. RefSeq names its product methyltransferase like 25 (gene METTL25). The transcript has 13 exons. The coding region runs from base 1 to 1809 and encodes 602 amino acids. NCBI's taxonomy places the organism in Eukaryota, Metazoa, Chordata, Mammalia, Chiroptera, Vespertilionidae. The record is from RefSeq and is a predicted model, not a curated record.
AUGGCGGCUUCCAGCCCGCUCCCGGCGGCCCAGGACUUGCCCACGUUGCGUGCCAAGUUGCAGGGGCUGCUGCGGUUCCUGAGGCAAGCCCUGUCCAUUGCCAACGCACACACAGUGGACUUCUACACAGAGUCCGUGUGGGCGCAACUGGUCGACUUGCCUCCGGAGACUGUGCUGGAGGUGCUGAGGGCCACGGCGACGGCGGGGGACCGGACCUCGGAGGCGCGCCCCCCGGCGGAGGCCGAGGGAGGAGCAGGUAUUACUGGUUUUUCCAAAAUAUUUUGUGAAACUUCCCAGAAGCUAGUUAGUGUGGAAGCCUUUGCUCUGGCUACGAAAUAUUAUUCUAUACAAAACUUGGGAAUAUGUACUCCUUUUGAGCAAUUGCUUGUAGCCCUUCGAGGAAAUAAAGAAGAGAAAACUGGUGACAAUGUGAAGCCAGAUGAGUUUAUGAAUUUGAAAAAAUCUCACGAAGUUCAGGCAAUGUCAGAGCUGAUCAGCAGUAUUGCUGAUUACUGUGGGAUAAAACAGGUAAUUGACCUGGGUUCUGGAAAAGGCUACCUAAGUUCCUAUUUGUCCCUGAAGUAUGGCUUAAAAGUUUACGGAAUCGAUUCCUCAAGUACCAAUACUCAUGGAGCUCAGGAGAGAAACAGGAAGCUGAAGAAACACUGGAAAGUCUAUCAUACUCGGUCAAACUUAGAUGUCAAUGACCUGGCAUUAAAAAUGGCAAAAGAAAAGAAAAUGCAAGAUCAAGUUAAAAAUAAAGCAGAUAUUGAGGGAGUAUGUAACAACAGUCCUGCAAAUCAAGAAAUGAUGUCUACAUCAGAUUUUUUGCCAGACUUUUCGAGCUCUGUUAUUUCUAACAUCAGAAAACAAAUGGAAAACCUACAUGUUCAUUCACAUCGAGAAGAAAAUUUGUGUUUUGAGAAUGCCUCUUCUCUUAUAGACUUUUUGCCUAUUAAUGCCAUUGAACCUACUUCUUCCUCCCAAAUACUCAAGAGAAAAAUGCCUGAAGCAAAUAGAGAGAGAAGAAAAACAACAUCCAAGUCAAAUGAAUCAAAUAUAUACUCACCUUUAACAUCUUUUAUUACUGCUGAUUCAGAACUACAUGAUAUUAUUAAAGAUCUGGAGGAUUGCUUGAUGGUAGGUCUACAUACUUGUGGUGAUCUUGCUCCAAAUACUCUACGAAUAUUUACUUCCAAUUCUGAAAUCAAGGGAGUUUGCAGUGUGGGUUGUUGCUACCACCUUUUAUCUGAAGAAUUUGAAAACCCACAUAAAGAAUGUACCCAAGAAAAGUGGGGAUUUCCAAUGUGCCACUAUUUAAAGGAAGAGAGAUGGUCGUGUGGUCGCAAUGCCAGAAUGUCAGCAUGUUUGGCACUGGAGCGGGUUGCAGUUGGCCAAGGGCUGCCUACUGAAUCACUCUUCUAUCGUGCUGUCCUUCAGGAUAUUAUUAAAGAUUGUUAUGGCAUCACCAAAUGCGAUCGAUAUGUUGGUAAAAUUUAUUCCAAAUCCUCUUCCUUUCUGGAUUAUGUCAGAAAGUCUCUAAAGAAGCUUGGAUUAGAUGAGUCCAAGCUGCCAGAAAAAAUGAUAAUGGACUACUAUGAGAAGUAUAAGCCUAGAAUGAAUGAGCUGGAAGCUUUUAAUAUGUUGAAAGUGGUUCUGGCUCCUUGUAUAGAGACAUUGAUUCUUCUCGAUCGACUUUGCUACCUGAAAGAGCAGGAAGAUACUGCAUGGUCAGCACUUGUGAAGUUGUUUGAUCCUGUGAAAUCUCCCAGAUGUUAUGCUGUUAUUGCUCUGAAGCAGCAGCAAUGAUGUCAGUAGAAGCAAGGUUUCUGCUGCUCUUCUAGAUUCUUUAAAGUUUUUUUUUUUCAAAACACAUCUAAAUAUUUUGUUUAAAUCUCAACUUUACUUCAUUAUUCUAAAGUCAUUUAAAAACACCGUUACCAUUAAUUCUUUAUAAAUGUAUAUAAUCCAGAGACAUACUGUAAAAAUAUGUGUAGUUGGACAAGCUUCUUAUCUUUACUAUUGAUGAUCCUGACUUAAUUAAUAUCCAGGAGGUCUACAAUUGAUAGGAAUUAUCAAGAAACACAGAUGAGGCUCCUGAAAUAUGUCUGUGUACUCCACAGAAGGAAUUUGUAACCAUGGUGGAUUGCAUCUCCCAACAAUUAUCAGGCACAUUUCUAAACCCAGCACCCAACACCAUACCUACAGCUUAAAAUGUUCAUGGUGAGUAUUUCUUAAUGAAUGUAUCAGUUCUACCUUAAAUCACUCACCAAAAUGUCCUUUAGAAUAGUAUGUGAUACAUUUCUAUCUUUAUAUACUAUAAAGCAUUGAUUUUUGCUUAGGUACUAUCCUAAGCACUUUACUUGUGUUAACUCAUUUAAUACCCAGAACAACUCAUGAAGUAGGUAUAUUAUUUCCAUUGUCCCAUUGUAUAGAUUAGCAAAUUGGCAGAAGUAAACAUUAAUCUUCCCUCAUUCUUGGCCUCACAUUAUUUCUACAAACAAUUUUGCAAAUACAGUGUCUGGCACACUAGAAAAAAAAAAUGACCUGGCAUUUAGUGAAGCUGAAAAACAAGUCCCUGUCAUAGAUAAGCAUGGUACUCAGAACCUCCUACAACAACAUCAGAAUUACAAUUAGAUUACAAAACAACCAUCAUUCAGGACACCUGAAAUCUAGCUGAACAUAAGUCCUAUAAAUAAGGGUAUUAAGAAGAAGCCACAUCCAGACUGUUAGUAGGGGAGGAGAUGCAGAACAGCUGGUCCCACACCCACAAGUGGCAGUUAAAAAUUGAGAGGGAUAGCCCCUACCAGGUAGCUUGGUUGGAGCAUCAUCCCAUACACCAAAAAAAAAAAAAAAAAA